Molecule: messenger RNA, 8881 nt
Organism: Carassius carassius (crucian carp)
Lineage: Eukaryota; Metazoa; Chordata; Actinopteri; Cypriniformes; Cyprinidae
Product: chondroitin sulfate proteoglycan 4-like
Exons: 10
Coding region: 56-6961 (2301 amino acids)
Source: RefSeq, a predicted model, not a curated record
GCUCCAGGUCCCAAAGUGGCCACAGAGACUCUGAGACUCGGACUAAAGUGGCAAGAUGAGCGCCCUGUCUCCGCUCCUGUCUGCCCUCUUUCUGGCACUGCUAUACCUGCUCCAGACUUCCAAUGGAGCUUCCUAUUUCGGGGACAGCUACUGUCGGAUAGAUUCUGUUCAGGACCUGUCAAGUUUUCAAGUGUCGCUCCAAUUUGAAACAAGCAGACGUAGCGGUCUACUCCUACUGGCAGCAGGACACAGAGAUUACCUCUCACUGGAGCUCUACAAUGGCAGAUUACAGGCUAGAAUUGACAUGGGCUCCGGAGAACAGGUUCUCUCCUCCACCAUGGGUCUCCAGCUCAGUAACCUUCUGGAGCAUCAUGUGUCUCUCAUUAUGAAAGACUCCAAACUUACUAUGGCCAUAGACAAACUGUAUACCACCUUCAUCCCAGUGGAGAAUGAAGAUGAGUACCUGAACAUCGACAAGGGCGUUUUUCUUGGGGGUGUGAGGGACCUGGAAGUGGAGUACUUGAGCACAGCUAUUCCCUCCCUGCGUGGUUGCAUGAGCAACGUUAUGUUUAAAUCUCAUGAUUUUGAUAUUCUGGAUUCAGCAGCUACAGUCUGCUAUGAUACCAAGGACAGCUGCAGCAGUGAGUUUGAGGCAGGGGACGGAGACGCCACAAGCUUUAUCAGUCCAGAAUCAUUCGUCUCUCUCCCUACCUGGACCAGACUUAGCUCAGGCUCCCGUAGCCUGGAGAUGCUGAUGAAGACGACCAUUGAAGAUGCUCUGUUGCUCUUCCACCCAGGACACCAGACAGACUUCAUUGCAAUCGGAAUGGCAGGAGGGUUCCUAAAAGGUGUAAUGGAUCUGGGAAGUGGAAUGUAUGUGCUAGACAAUGUGCAGGUGAAAGUUGAUGAUGAUCAGUGGCACAGAGUAAAAGUUCAAAUUGGCCCCAAUGAGUUCUUAAUAAAUGUGGACAGUGACAUAGUUUCUCUCCCUCUUAAUGAGACAGAAAAUCUGGAUCUAGUGGGGAACCUGUAUCUAGGAGGUAUUCAAAGAAAGAUGAAGGAUGUGUUUCAGAAUUAUUUGGCUCGUGUGGAGGAGGAGGUCACAACAGAGUCCUUUAUUGGAUGUUUAGGAGAAAUCAAGGUGAAUCAGAAGGGCAGAAGCCUGCAGGAUGCUCUGAUAACUAAAGACAUUCAUGUGAAAUGUGAAGGAGAAUAUGAUUACUCAGCUUAUGAUGAAGAUUUGGAGUUUACAACUUCACCUCCAGUAAUAAUCACAUACUUUAAUGUUAAUACUGAUGAAAGACACUGUUUCCCUACAGAGGACUUGCCAGAGAUGUUCCGCAAUAUUUCCAGGCUCCUGGACAUAACUCCUCUGCUGGUUCUUGAGGGAGGAGAGGCCAACAUUGACAUUGUAAACCUAAACCCAACAUUUAACCUAAAAGCUGCAGGUGUUCGUGAAUCUGAGAUCAUCUUUACUCUGCUGAACGAUCCCAGGUAUGGAGUGGUUGAUAUGAACUUAAGACAGACAAGAGUAAAGAAGUUUACCCUUCUUGAUGUUGUCAACAAGAAAAUCAAGUAUAUUCAUGAUGGUAAUGAAAGGUAUGGAGAUCAAAUCCAACUAGAGGUGACUGUCCAUGGAACAAAUCUCCCAGAGUGCUUGAGUGUUGCACACAAGUUUGUUCUACCGGUGGAGAUCAUACCCUUCAAUGACAUCCCUCAGCUUAGUGCAGGUGACAUCUCAAUCACAGCUUAUGGGCGCACACGUUUGAGCCCCAACCUCAUUAAAAUCUCAGACUCUGACAAUCGUUGUGCUGAACUUGAGGUCACAGUCACGUCGGACCCUACUGCUGCUGGAUAUCUGGAAAAUGCUCAGCAGCCAGGAUUUGGUCUAAGAGAGUUCACUUGUAGACAACUAAAAGAAGGAAAUAUCUACUAUGUGCACAAAGGAGGAGAAGUGCCAGAACUUACCCUGCAGGUCUCAGAUGGAGAUUCAGUUAGUCACUCAAGCACAUUUAAGUUGCUUAUAACCCAGCCACAGAUGACUGUAGUCACAAAUACUGGCCUUCUGAUCACCCAGGAUGAAAGCACCCCUAUUGGAAUACAAAAUCUGGCCAUUUCUGCAACUCCAAAAACUGGUGAUGUUGUGUAUAAUGUCACUCAGCCACUUCAGUUUGGAGAACUGCAGUUGAUCUCAGAUGAUGGGGUACCAAAAAGAGUCACACUAUUUCAUCAGUCUGACCUGGAGCAAAACCGACUGAAAUAUGUUCCAAACCCCACAGUUGAUCUCAAGGGCACAGAAACGGAGUUUAUUCACUUCAAUGCACAGCUUGGACAGGUCGUCCUUCCAGACAAUUUAUUUAUGAUAGAGAUCAUGCCUGCUCUUAUAGGACUAGCUAAAAGUGUUCCUCUAGAAGUUGAAGAUGGACAGCAAAAGGUCAUUAAAGCUGAACAACUACAAGCUUUUGUAAUGGAAAGCAACACUGAUUCAAGAUCAAUCCAGUACAUGAUUACAAAAAGCCCAGUCCAAGGAGUCUUGAUGAUGCUUGAUAAAGAGUUGUCUGAUGGUGAUACCUUCACCCAACAAGACAUUUUGAAUGGUUUCAUAAGCUACAGUCCUCGUGUCCGCAGAGCGGUUGACUUUGAAGAUCAGUUCCAAUUCAAAGUAAUCACAGAGGAUCAGUACUCCAGAGUGUACACCCUUCCAAUCAAAAUCAAGGCUGAUUCUGAUGCUCCUGUCCUCAUCAAUGAGAGACUUGUUGUGCUUGAAGGAAAUGAAAACAUCAUAAAUAAAGAAUACCUCUGGGUUCAAACCUCUACCUCAACAGACUUUGUGUACAGGAUAGUGCAAGAUCCUAAACAUGGUCGUCUUAUCAGAGACUCCCCACCAGGAAUGCAAAGGUUUGAUGGUGCAAUUCAAGUCUUUAGCAAUGAGGAUCUUUCUUUGAACAGGUUGGUCUACAAACAUGAUGGAUCAGAGACAAGUCAUGACCAGUUUUCCUUUCUGGCAUUUGAUUCAAGAGGUGGCAAUGGUUGGCGAGAAGAGGGUCAUGAGGUACUGAGGGGAGUGUUUAACAUUGCAAUACAAUCCAGGAAUGACUAUGUACCUCAAAGGGUAAUUCACAAACCUUUUAAUGUUGUCAGAAAUGGCCAGCGUUUAUUGACCACUGAUGACAUUUUGUUCAAAGACGAUGACUCUGACUUCAAUGACACCCAGCUGGUUUAUGUGAGAGUGGGGAUUCUUUCAGGAAACAUUGUCUCUGCAGUAGACCAAACUCAACCUCUCUACCGCUUUACCCAGGCUGACCUGAGAGACGGAAAGGUUUUGUUUGUCCAUCAUGGGGCAGAUCGUGAGCGAUUCCAACUUCAAGUAUCUGAUGGUUUACAUAAGACAACAGCUAUACUUCAGGUGCAAGCAGGUGACCCUUACCUACAUAUAGCCAACAAUACCAUGGUGGUCAUGGACCAUGGUAGCACCAAGACACUGAACACUAGUCUGCUAAGUGCAGAGACCAACGUGGACAUCAGAAGUGCAGCUGAGAUCAUUUAUGAUGUGACUUCUCCUCCCAGUGAUGGUAGGAUUAUAGUCAGUGGAAUUGAAUCCUCUACAUUUACACAGGAGGACCUGACUAAGGGUGUGGUCUCCUAUGAACACAGUGACCAGAGCCUUAGCUCAAAAGAUUCAUUUGCCUUUACUGUGCAAGCUAAGGGUUGGUCCACAGAGGGCACUUUCAGGAUUAAGAUAUUCAAGAAUGGAUACCUGUCACAGCCAAAGGUCGUGUCAAAUCUUGUGAUUCUUGCCUAUGAAGGAGAGCAUUCUGUUAUUGAUGCAAGCCACCUGGAGGUUAUGCAAAAAGACAUCCUGCCCAAAGAGAUGGUGUACUCCGUCAAAGACUUUCCACGGCUGGGUCAUGUGGUCGAACUCAAAAAUUACUCAGACAGCACAGCGUCACCCGUGCUGGACUACAUUCAAUCCUUCACACAAGAGGACUUAAACCUGGGCAGAAUCUUUUACGUCUCUGCUUCCCUUCAGGGCCAGGAUCACUUCACAGUCGAUGUCAGCAAUGGCUUCACCACCAUAGAAGAUCUACAAGUGCAGGUGCUCAUUGUUCCGCGCAUCAUACCAAUCCAGGUGGUCAACCUCACUGUGAGGGAGGGUGGAUCUGUGGCGCUGACCCAAGAGGUUCUGAAUAUCACACACCAAUUCUACCGUUCCAUGAACAUCGAGUUUAUAAUGGAGGAAGCACCUCAGCAUGGAGAUAUUAAGUAUCUGGAUGUAGAAGAUGGACUUGUCACCUUCACCUGGGAGGAUGUACAACAGGGACAGGUGUACUACAUCCACGACAGCAGCGAGACCACAGAGGACAGUUUCACACUCAUGGGGACUGCUUUUCACAUCACCCGCCGGAGUGCGUCCCUGACCAUCGGCAUCACAAUCCUCCCUGUGAACGACGAGCCGCCCCGCCUCCAACACAACACCGGAAUGGAGCUUCUAGCUGGCGAGGAGUCUGAAAUCACAGCCAAUAUGCUGAGCAGCGAAGAUCUUGACACCCCUCCGGAGGAGCUGGUGUAUACCAUUGAGAUGCACAGCAAUGGGAUUGUUGCCUUUAAAGUGUCCCCGGAUGACAGCGUGGACAGUUUCACCCAGGCUCAAAUUAAUAACGGAGAGGUUUUAUUCAUUCAUGAGGGCUCAGAGUCUGGUGGGUUCAGCUUCACCGUGACUGAUGGAGAACACACUUCACCUCUCCAACGCUUCACUGUCAAGGCAAGACAGCUCACCAUCUCCAUGGAAACGAAGGGAGAACUCAUGGUCUUCCCAGGCACCAGGCAGGUGAUCAGGGGAGUAUUGCGGGCCAUAACAAGUGAAGGCGGUGAUGAAAUCACAUACUCACUAGUGAAACCUCCUCGCUUGGGACGAAUAAUCAAACCUAACCAGCGUGGACAGUUUGAGGAGAUCACUAGAUUCACACAGACUGAGUUGGAUGCAGGUGCCAUAUAUUAUGAGCAUCAGAUGCCGGCCGAGCCCUUCUGGGUCCUGAAGGAUUCUGUUGAGCUGGCCCUCAAAUCGCCCCUAGCAACAGAGCUGCAUCACAGCCUGCCAGUCACUGUGUCAUACUACGCAGCCAAUCAAAAUGUGUCAUCUCAGCUCUGGAAGAACAAAGGUGUGUCUUUGGUGCAGGGUCAGUCUAAAGUGAUUGACAGCUCUGUUUUGGAUGCUUCUAACCUGCUGGCCAGUUUGCCGGAGCAGAAGCGGACAGGGCAGGACAUUGUCUAUGAAGUGCAUCGGUUCCCCAAUCAUGGACGACUCACUCUCGGAGGGUCUGACCUGCCUCGUGAUGCUCCCCGUUUCCUGCAGGAUGACGUGGCACGUGGUGAUCUAGAGUACAAUCACGAUGACUCUGGAGCAUCUUCUGAUAGCUUCUCUUUCCGGGUCCAUCUGAACCCCAGUGGCCGCACUCCGCAAGUCCAGCCCGGUGCCGUGGUUCUGGAGGAGAUCUUCCUGAUCUCCAUAAGACGGCGAGACUCAAACCCGCCAGAACUUGUAAGCUUGGACUUGCUCCUGGAAGCACUGCAGGGCUCCACGACCAUCAUCUCCAAAAACUACCUCAAAACAGUUGACCAGGACAGCACACCAGACGAGGUCCGAUUUAUCAUCUCCAAGAGUCCAGCUAAUGGAUACGUCAUCUACACAGACUCUGGAGAUCGGAUCAACCGGUUCAGCCAGGAAGACAUCAACACUGGGCGGGUUGCUUUUGUUAGCGAUGGAAGUCUGUCCGAUGGUUUCAUGGAAUUUAUAGUUUCUGACGGGAAACACCAAACAGACCCAUACACGCUGCAUAUCGGAAUCCUAGCCAAGUCUCUUAUACUGAAAAAAGCUCCAGAGAUCCACGUAAGGCAGGGAGAUGACGAGACGCUAAUCACAGAGGAUAUGCUGAGCACCUCCACUGGGGGUCCUGUUGAGGAAGAUGUACUCUACAAGAUUACCAAUGUCCCAAAAUAUGCAGCUGUAAUGGUGGACAGACAGCCCACAUCGGCUUUCACGCAAAAGCAGAUCAAACAAGGAAGAGUGAGUGUCCGUUUCAUUAAGUCCACCUCACCGAGAGAUAGCGUGGCCUUUAUGGCCCGAAGCAGGGCGGCAAAUGUGUCCUCUGUUCUCAACAUUACUGUGAAACCACUGGCAAAGUUAGCCCAGAAUCCCCUGCUCCCCAGAGGUGCUACUGUACUCGUAGACAGAAAGUUGCUGGACGCUACACCUCUGGCCAACAAGACCAGAACAUCUCCAACUUUCAGCAUUAUCCAGCAACCUCAAGGAGCUCGGUUCGUCAAGAGGGGUGAGCAAGAAAAUGGCCAAAAUGUGAGUUCCUUUACCCAACGAGAACUGGAUGAAGGUUGGAUAACUCUGGAGAUCUUAAACACAACUGGGGGUCAAAACACUGGAGGUCAAGGUCAAGAUGAAGCACGCUUUCUCCUAAAAGCACACGGCGUUCCUCCUGCAGAGUGCAUCUUGCCCUUCCAUGUGGUCCCUUAUGACCCUUCUAGAGUUUAUGGUGCUACACUGCUCAAAGUGCCACCGGUGUUCGUCAAGAGCGAUCCAGGUCAAGCCGAGCCCAGGUGGAGAGAUGGUGAUGUGGCUUCUGGCAGCACUACAGCGACUCCUGUGGUGUCUAGACGAAAUACUCUGUGGGCCAUCCUUAUUCCCAUUCUCGUCAUCCUCCUACUCGUGCUCCUGGCUGCAAUGCUGGCCUACUACUUGGUACGUCGCAACAAGACUGGGAAGCACAACGUCCAAACAGUGGCAGCAAAGCCGAAGAAUGGAGAAGUGAGUCAGGAGACUUUUAGGAAAACCGAUCCUGCGAACAACAUCCCCAUGUCAAACAUGGACUCCAAAGGGGCGGAUCCUGAGUUAAUACAGCACUGUCGGACAACAAACCCAGCACUGAAGAAGAACCAGUACUGGGUUUGAGAUGGGGAGGCGACCGGACACUUGUGUUUUCAAGGCCUUGAAUCAUUCCAGUCAGUGUUAUACAAUUUUCUUACCAUUAUUGAUGUUUCAGAAUUGAAUUCCAGCACAUAUCUGAGUUUUGGGUUUCUUAGAUGGCACAGCCAGAUCUGUGUGUGUGCUGAUGUUCUAAUACUCACAUGGUAAUUUCUCAACUGAGGUGGAAUUAACCAACUUUUAAGGUACUUUUGGACAAGAACAUAACAUGUUAUGUUUGAACAAUCCUUCUUAUGUAUGUUUAGGCAGUAACUUACUAAGAUCUUAUUUUUAGUGUUAUUUACGUUUAUGUUUGUUGCUUUUAAACACCAAUCAAUAUAUGUGCCAUUUUCCCAACAGCCUGUUUUCUUUUGUGAUGCAUUGUGUAAUUUAAAAUUGUGCUGCCAAUUUGGCACCUUUGUGAUGGCUUGUUUAAAGGAAUAUGCUGAGUUCAAUACAAGUUAAGCUCUGUCAACAGCAUCUGUUACAUCAUGUUAAUUACCUGAGAAAAUAUCAAAAUAGCUUGCACUUACAGUGGAAGUCAUUGCUCCUUUAAAAUACACACAGAAAUAUAGCCACACGACUUCAAUUUUCUAAAUUACCAACUGUCUUUGAAUGACUUACUAGCCUUGUCUGUGAAAAGUUAUCCAACUUCAACCAAUUAUGGCCACAUAAAGUCAGUAAACUCUACUCCUAAAUCCAUCCACCUAGAAAAGUAGUCCCAUUGCAAAAGGUAUUAUUUAUUUUAGACCAGCUUUUCCAAACCUAUUCCUUGAGGCACACCAACAGUACACAUUUUUUAUGUCCAGGAUCUAUUUCAAGUUGUGGAGUUUCUACUAAUGAUAUCAUGAAUUGAUCAUGAAUGAAUUUGGUGUGUUUGACUAGAUAGAGUUUGAAAAUUAGGUUUGGUAGUUAAUAAAAACGCUUUAACAAACAUUCAACCAACAACUUUGCAAUAUAUUACCCUAUAGAUUCACCGCAAGUGCUUGUUAAUAACGUAUUUUCUUGUGGUAAUUGACAGCAUAACAGUCAUAGAAUUAUUAAGUUGAAAAUAUGCUUUGAUUUUGUGUUAUUAAUGUGCAUGAUGUAAAUUUCAACCAUAGAUGGGCUAUUGUAAAGAAUGGUUAAAAAAAUGUGGAAAAUGCAAGAAAAAACUACAGAUGUUGAAGGUGGAAACAACAAAGUGGAUUUGUAAGAAAACUGAAGGUACCUGUGUUUGUACAACUUGUUCGAAAAAGUAUAACAAUAUAUUUUGGCCAAUUAUUGUUUUGUACAGAACUGGGAUAAGUUACAAAGCAACAGUAUUAUGGUCAAUGGAGUAUAAAUAGAAAAGUGUAGUACAAUUGAAUGUGUGUGAGAUGUAACAGAAGUUGGAAAAAUUAUACAUACUCUGCUUCAGUUUGGUCAGAUUAUGGUGCUAGUGUCGCUUUAAAAAUCGUAUUAUGCCUGCUCAAAAAGAGUAAUCUCACAGCCAUGCCAUGUAUAGCUACUUCUCAGUCUUGACACAUAAACAAUGCUGAGAUUUAAUCGUUUGAGACUGUAAAUGAGACUUCAUGUUUACUAAUCAUCAUAUCACUCGUGUGAAAGUAGAACGAACAGCCUUACUGAAUGCUUUUAGUUAUUUUUCUAUAAAUCUAUCUUUUCUACUCUGUUUGUUGUAUGUGUUUCGUCCGUAAAAGCUUUCAUCCACUGCACUGAUUACAGGCACUGAAGAACUCUAAUGUUUUCUCCUUCAGAACUGCAGCCACGGACAGGAAGUGAGUCAGCAGUGGCUGUAAUCACGCUGUGUCCUGAUUGGCUGCGGGGAAGAUAUGAGGUCAUUAUUCCUCAGACUGCAGCGUCUAUUUUCCAGAGCUGCUUCUGAGCUCAGUUCACAACUUUUGUUUUAGGUUUAAAAAGACAGACAAU